AUGGGCGAGCCGCAAUCCAUUGACCCGCUGCAAGCAUUGCAUCAGUCAAACUCCUCGUCAUUCUACCCCGCCUCGGCGGCCCCAUCCCACACUCAACCGCCGGCACUGGAUAGCUCGCCAACAUCCAUCUUCCCCCUCAUCACGCCAAAUUCAACAGACCCCCUUGCCACCGACCUGGCGACAUCGUCGGCGCCCCCAAAUGGCCUAGGCAAGCGCCGCAAGUCGUCGUCGGGCACCCAGCAGCAGCCGUCAACAAGACCGUCAGUCGCCCGCUCUUCCACAACCACCCAGACAGCGAGCCCAGACAUGCCAAUCGACGGCGACGACGAGCCAGAGUCGUCGACGGAGCGCAAGAAGCCAAGGGCCGCUGGUAAUGCCCAGGUGCUGACCAGCGUCGCUGCGAGCCAUCCCCAUUGGUGCCCCCCGACCAUCCAGACGUUGCCAAGCUGCCGUGCGCGCGAUGCCGACGGUUCGCCCUCGACUGCGUUCGCAUGCGCGUGUCUCGGCGCAAAGGCCCCGCACCAGUGUAGGUGCAGCGCGACGGGCCUUGAGACUGACAAGAACAGAGACCUUAGUGCUAUUUCGGACGCUGCUCACGGCUACAACCCCGGAACAGCAGAGAAUGCCAGUGAUCCUCCAAAGGGCCUACCUGCGUCCUCAACGGGCAGCAGUGGCCUCGAGUUCGACGUGGGCCAAGGCGUUGCCAUCCCAUCACCAUCGUUUCCCCUGCUCGCUGCGUCACCAAACGUGGGCAGCAUGGGCACGGCCGUGCCGAACAGCUUGGACCAGGUCGUGUCGCCACCAGUGCUCGAGAAUAUCAUCGGCCUCUUCUUCGACUAUGUGUAUCCUCUGACCCCUUGUCUCCACCGACCGACGUUCAUCGCCGACCUCGCAGCUCGCCGCGAUAAGACGGACCCAGUGUUCUUCGCCUUGACCCUUGUUGUCCUGGCAUCUACACUUGUGCAGGUGCCUCGCAUUCUCGUCAACCUCGACAAGCAGGAAGUCGAGGCCUUGGCUCGUCGGUGUGUGAGGGUAGCACGGGCAAAGACUGCCUACCUUUGGGAGGAUCCAGUGCCUGUCCGGGCAGAGUUUGUUGUCAUCUUCUAUCUCGAGGGGAUCGUCCACCUGCUGCUGGGCAACAACACGGCACAUGUCAUCGUGACAGCGCAGGCGAACCAAUGCGCUCUGGCACUGCGACUGAACGAGGAAUCUAGUUACGAAGGCCUGAACCCUAUCGAGUCUGAGAUUCGGCGACGAAUCUACUGGUUGCUGUUCCAAGCCGACAAGAGUACAGCUUGCUUGCGUGCGCGCACCAUCUGUUUGCGUUUAGAAGACGCACCAGGCCUGCGAUUGCCGUCCGAAGUCGACGACGAACAGAUCACUCCAACUGGAGUUCUGCCUCAGCCCAACGGUCGCACCCCGCUUAUUGCAGGGUUCAACAUUGUGACCAACCUCUUCCGCAUCUUGAACGAUGCCCUCCUUCUUCAGCGGCGCAAGUCUCUGCCUUCAGUGGACAGCAUCUUGGCGGACCUUCAAAACGUCAACGAGUUGAGAGAGCGUGUGAUUAACGCGACUGUCGAGGUCGCGAGCCCGCUAAGGAUUCGUUCUGCCUACGAUUCGCGAGCGGCCAGCCCAGCGAAGGGAUGGGAGGCCAAUCUCCAGGCCAGAUUCCUGGACUUCUUCUCCGGUGCAACCGACAACGACCACAUCAACAGCUUCAUGGUCAUGCAGGGCAACAUCCUCGUGACGCAGCAAGUGGUGCGAUUAGUGCUCUUGCAGACGCGCGAAUCGCUUCUGCGCCAACUUGCGGCCCUCACGCACAUGCCCCUCCAGAGUGUCGGCGGUCUCGCGGGUGUCCAGAACAACGAAGUCGCCGAGGAUAUUGCCUGCGACCUGCUGGAUGGCCUGAACAGUCUCCCAGAGGAGUGUGUCGCGACAAACGGACCGUCUCUUGUGCAAAAAGUCCGCUUCGUUGCCAUUCAGCUUAUGGAGGGCUCGACGUCGACGUCACCUCAAGCGGUGCGAGCUCAAACCCUUCUUAUGCAGUUCCUCUCGGUCCUGAGUGUGAUCGAGGGCAUGUACACCUUUGGCCGAGACGUCUCUGCCGAGUAA
Vanrija pseudolonga is the source of this 2112-nucleotide messenger RNA. It is a transcript of the gene aurR2, whose product is annotated as Aurofusarin cluster transcription factor aurR2. The transcript is spliced from 7 exons. Bases 1 to 2112 code for a protein of 703 amino acids. Gene Ontology annotation, molecular function: zinc ion binding; DNA binding. NCBI's taxonomy places the organism in Eukaryota, Fungi, Basidiomycota, Tremellomycetes, Trichosporonales, Trichosporonaceae. Gene Ontology annotation, biological process: DNA-templated transcription. The record is from RefSeq and is a predicted model, not a curated record.